UCUAAUUUUCACAUUUUUGCAAUGUUGACUAGUGAUGUUCCUAACCCUAGUGACCCUGAACUUGUCGAGCGUCUUGUUCUUGAUCUGCUAGAUCCAGAGCUAAAGGGGCAUGCUCUUUCUGAGCUACGCAAGAAAAGGGAGAUGUUUCAGGACCUAGCUCUGCUGUUAUGGGAUUCUUUUGGCACAAUUACUUCACUGCUCCAGGAGAUUAUAGUAGUGUACCCUGCACUUUCACCCCCAACAUUGUCGUUGACCUCUUCAAACCAAGUCUGCAAUGCGCUAGCACUUCUUCAGUGUGUUGCAUCUCAUCCUGGGACUAGGAGCCGAUUCAUAGAAGCUCGCAUUCCGUUGUACCUGUGUGCAUUUUUGGAAACAGACAGCAAGACCAGGCAAUUUGAAUACAUGCGGCUGACAAGCUUAGGUGUCAUUGGUGCUCUUGUUAAGGCUGAUGAUCCAAAAAUUAUCAAUUUUCUGCUGGAAAAUGAAUUUGUUCCUCUAUGCCUUCAUAAUAUGACGAUCGGCAGUGAACUAUCAAAAACUGUGGCAACUUUUAUCACUGAAAAAAUUGUCCAAGAUGAUGCCGGGCUGCGGUACAUAUGUGCUAAUGCUGAUCGGUUCUACGCUGUGGGAUCUGCUUUGGCAACCACAGUUACUUCCCUGGUUGAUCAGCAGCCUUCCAAGAGGUUGCUGAAGCACAUCAUCCGCUGCUACCUCAGGAUGGCAGAUAAUCCUAGGGGUUAUGCUGCACUACAGACUUGCCUUCCUCCCAAGCUGAAAGAUGGCACAUUCAACAGCUGUCUUAGGGAUGACCCUUCAGGGCGACAUUUGCUCCAACAACUGCUGAACAAGGUGAUAAGUGGAAGGAAUGUAGGACAAGCUCAUAACAGUGCUACUCGCAUGUCUUGGGGAUAAACCAAUUAACCUGGUGGCUGCACAUCACUCGAUCCAGUGAUGAAUUAUGUCGCUAUGAAUCGCAGCCAUAAGCAUGAAGGAAAACACUAUGUUUAUGUCUGGAAUAAAGUGUUAGACUGCAGUGAAAUUAAAUUUUUGGUUUUGUAUUAAUAAGCACCGGAGACUGAAACACUCACAGCGCAUAUAUGCAAAUGAACUGGUGGGGAAGUAUACUCUUAUAUAUAUA
Molecule: messenger RNA, 1138 nt
Organism: Oryza brachyantha (malo sina)
Lineage: Eukaryota; Viridiplantae; Streptophyta; Magnoliopsida; Poales; Poaceae
Product: cell differentiation protein rcd1-like
Exons: 9
Coding region: 22-912 (296 amino acids)
Biological process (GO): mRNA catabolic process; negative regulation of translation
Cellular component (GO): CCR4-NOT complex; CCR4-NOT core complex; P-body
Source: RefSeq, a predicted model, not a curated record